Messenger RNA from Striga hermonthica, 341 nucleotides. NCBI's taxonomy places the organism in Eukaryota, Viridiplantae, Streptophyta, Magnoliopsida, Lamiales, Orobanchaceae. The record is from the annotation of a GenBank genome assembly.
ACAGCAGGCCCGCGUCUCUGCAGUUGAUCAGAGAGAGGCCGACCAGCACCCAGGUACCAUGUCUGGGAUGAUUAUUCUUAAUGAUGUGCCUGUUUAUGCCUUAUUUGACACUGGAGCAACCCACUCUUUUAUAUCACACCGAUGUCUUGAAGCUAUAGGAGUUCAUUCUCUUACCACUGUCGAUCCUCUCGAGGUGAAUUUAGCCUCGGGACGAAAGAUAGUGACUGAUUCCAGAGCCACCGAUCUCAGCCUUUCCAUCGGCGGCCGUAUUUUGACUUCUGAUGCUUAUUUUAUCAGGAUGAGGGAUUUUGACCUCAUACUCGGUAUGGAUUGGCUAACAC